Molecule: messenger RNA, 702 nt
Organism: Penicillium waksmanii
Lineage: Eukaryota; Fungi; Ascomycota; Eurotiomycetes; Eurotiales; Aspergillaceae
Product: putative nucleoside-diphosphate-sugar epimerases
Exons: 3
Coding region: 1-702 (233 amino acids)
Source: RefSeq, a predicted model, not a curated record
AUGCAUCUCAUUCUCACUGGUGCCACUGGCCUUGUCGGCUCAGGCGUCCUGGACGCCAUGCUCCAGAACAGCGCAAUCUCCAGAAUCUCAAUUCUCAGUCGACGACCUGUGAAAAUGGCAGAAGACGCCAAAGACCCCCGGGUACACGUCAUUACCCAUAAGGAUUUCGAGACAUACCAACCCGAGCUACUUGAACAAUUGAAAGACGCGGACGGAUGCGUGUGGGCCUUGGGAAUAAGCCAAAACAGCGUCGAUAAAGAACAAUACGUCAAGAUAACCAAAGACUACGCCCUAGCAGCCGCAAAUGCAUUCUCCACCCUCAAGCCCGCGAACCCCCCCUUUCCGAUUCAUCCACUCAAGGGCGAGACCGAGUCGCUUCUCGGCGACAUAUCAGCCAAGCACCCAGGUACAUUCCAAGUGGACAGUGUUCGGCCCGCGGGCGUCGAUCCAACCGGUCACGACGCUAUCAAGCCGUAUCUCCCGGAUCAAGGAUUCUUGUACAAAGCUAUGGGGGUCGUUCUCAUGCCCAUUAUCAAGAAUUUUUACAAAUCGUUCCAUUCGCCCACGCCUGAACUUGGUUCAUUCUUGACUCAAUUGGCGAUGGGAAAGAUGGACUCCAAGAUGCAGGGCCCUGGUGUGUUCAGACUUGGUGGUGGCUAUGUUGUUGAGAAUAAAGCGGUUCGGAGAAUGAUGGCAAUGUGA